Molecule: messenger RNA, 2851 nt
Organism: Girardinichthys multiradiatus
Lineage: Eukaryota; Metazoa; Chordata; Actinopteri; Cyprinodontiformes; Goodeidae
Gene: cspg5a
Product: chondroitin sulfate proteoglycan 5a
Exons: 6
Coding region: 418-2031 (537 amino acids)
Biological process (GO): nervous system development
Source: RefSeq, a predicted model, not a curated record
CAGUCCUUUUUCUUCCUCCUCAGACGAUGAGAAGGUUGCUGAGCGCGCUGCAGACCGCCGUGCGUUUGUCUCCCUCUCAGCCACACAAAGUGCCCCAAAACGUACCGAUCCGACCCGUACCUUUACUCUGUGCCACCUCAAAACUAGUACCCCUCACCCCCGCCUCCAGCACGUUUUGUAGCAAUGGAGCCGUAAAACCCGCCACAGAGAACUGAGCCGAGUGAGUAAACAGCGGAGAGACCAAGUGGCUAUGGAGGAGAAGCGCGGAGAGGCUGGAGUCUAGACUGAAACCUACAGACCCAUCAGUCCGGAAUACUUUCUAAAAGCUAUUGGAACUUUGCUGUCAGUAUUUGUAAAACCCAGGGUGUUUUAUUUUUUAUUUCACGUUUGAUCGUCUGAGCAUAAAAUUGCACAAGAAUGCAGGGAAAGAAGAAACCGAGCGUCUGCACGGGAUGCUGGAGGCAAAUGCUGCUGUCGUGCGUCCUGGCUCUGCACCUGAUCCCGCUGUAUGUCCACGGGACUGUUCUUAAGAUAAUUGCUACUGAGCCAGACAAUAAAGUCAAUAUCACUUCUCCACUCAUCGAGGAGGAAGGCCCCGUAAACGUUAAUGAUGUCAUCGCAACAGUAACUGGGAUGAGCACCUCUGCCACUUCUGCUCCGAUCAGCCCUGUGACACCGAGGGCUGGUCGUAUCCCUCGAGGCGGCAAGGAGGACGACGACAGCAGCGGCAUGUUUGCUGAUCCUGUGGUUCCCACGGUGGAGAAAAUGACCUUGGCAGCAACGCCCCAUAUCAUCCCUGAUUCGGCUGAGACAGACCUUCUGUUGCCUAGCAACCCCCGCAGACAGGACGUUUUGGAAGGAGAGGAAGAGGGAGAUGAAGAGGUGCAGCGUUUGCCACACACUGACCCACCUUGGAUCCAUGUCAAGGAAACUGCCAUGUUUGACCUGGACCACCUUACGACCACUACUGCCCUGCCAGCUGCUGCCACCAACCCUUCCAACCCGGACGUCCUUCACGUGGAUUUCUUUGAUCCGUCCUCUCGUGGGCGUAACCUAGACCUAGCCCCACCAUCUCCGUCAUCUCUGGCCCACGAGCUGCAAGGUGGUGAUGCAACUUCCUGGGCAAUGCCAGAAAACUACGACUACCUUACACCCUAUGAAGACGGCAUGACUCCCACCGUUGACAAGUACAGCUACAGCACUACAAGCAAUGCUUACGAGAGUGACGAAGACCUUAGAGAGGCUGUGGGGUCUCCUGCUCGUUCCAGGCCCCGGGUCCCAGGGUCUGGAUCCUUCAACCCUGGUGGUCCGGAUCCUGGUGCGGUACCUGAUGUCUCACCUAACGGGUGUCAACUGGGCUCCCAGAGGAUCAAUGGAAGCUGCCGCUCUGUCUGUCUGUCCAACUAUUGCCUCAACGGAGGGCGGUGCUACCAGCUGACUGAUGAGGAGAUUUUCUGCAGAUGCAAUGUCCAGGAUUACAUAUGGCACAAAGGUGCGCGCUGCGAGUCGGUGGUGACUGAGUUCCAGGUGAUGUGCCUCACCGUGGGUGCCUCGGCCGUGGUGGUCUUGCUGUUCUUCAUGAUCAUCGUCUGCUUCGCCAAGAAGCUCCACGUUCUUAAGAGAGAGAACAAGAAGCUGCGUAAGCGCAGCAGUAAGUACCGGCCUUCAUCGGAGCAGCACAAUGAUAAUUUCUCGCUGUCCACCAUCGCUGAGGGCUCCCACCCAAAUGUAAGGAAACUCUGCGAAACCCCUCCUAACGUCCCUCAUGCCCGUGCAUUGGCUUACUAUGAUAACAUUAUCUGUCAGAAAACCAUGAGCAGAUACACCUGGGAGUGUAAGACCAAAGAGGAGUCCGACUGCGAGGAUGAUCCUCAUUCCCAGAACAAGCUGGAGGACCCGGUGAAGGCUCCGCCCAAGGAGGACGACUCCCUCAACAUCCACAACUCUCUGACCCCCAAACAUGAGAACCACAAGGUCCUGGGCGAGGAGAACUCCUCGGAGGUAAACUCACUGCAGAACAACAUGAUGUGAAAAUAAACAAAACGCAAAACAGCCCCCAGCAACUUGACAACAAAACACAGAAAACGACAAGGUGUGCCGGCAACGGGAAGAUGUAGACCCCGCUCCCCUACUUUCUGUUCGCCCACUGCCGAGCUCGCCUAACCGGUCAACCAACCAGCCUGUCAACACACCAGCCAACCAACUUUGUCUGCAACUGUUUCCAACAUGGCACCACUGCCACGAGCAGCCUCUGGUUGCUGCAAAUAAAACAAAAGAAAAAAUACACCAACUCUGCCGCCGACACUGCCCCAGCUAAAACCCCACCCCAAUCUGCUUCACCCCAAAGCCCCCGGUUAAUCCCCCUCUACCCCUUACAUUGAGACAUGACCCUGUUUCGCAGUCCUGCCCCUUCUUGUUUCUUCAACAUUUUCCUCUCUGUGAUACCUGCACACAUGCGCACACAGACAUUAGAAGCAUACGCAUCCUGUGAAAAGCUCUAAGACAUAAACCCGCUUUUAUGUGAACACUGUCACACAUACCUUCCCUUUCCCCGCCUGCAUUGGUGUAUUUGUAAAAAGAAAGAAAUCAUACAGAAGUUUAAAACGUACAGAAAAAGUUGUAAAAAAGGUUUUGAUGUUUGUCUGACUAAUCCAGUGAGUAUGUAUAAAUAUUGGCAAAAAAUUGCUUGGAUUGAUUUAAAAGAAGCAACACAAUGUGUCUUGGUUUUCAUUGAUGUGAUUUCUAAUCCUUUGAUGUACUUGUUUUUUUUUUUUGUACUUUUUUGGGACUUCAAACAGAGAAUAAACAAAUGAAACUCAGACAGUUGUCGAAAUAAACCUUUUUAACAUGA